This is a messenger RNA of Staurois parvus, 300 nucleotides long. NCBI's taxonomy places the organism in Eukaryota, Metazoa, Chordata, Amphibia, Anura, Ranidae. The record is from the annotation of a GenBank genome assembly.
ACAGAAUGCAUGAGAAACAAGAUCCUUGCAAAGUUCUUCAGAGAGAGACAGGAAGUCCUCCAGCAUUCCCUUCCACUAGGGUCCUACCUUUUGAAACCUGUUCAGAGGAUCCUUAAGUACCAUUUACUGCUGCAUGAAAUAUCUAACCACCUGGACAAAGGUACAGAAGGAUAUGAUGUUGUACUUGAUGCCAUAGACACGAUGCAGCGAGUUGCUUGGCAUAUCAAUGACAUGAAAAGGAAACAUGAGCAUGACAUCCGGCUACAGGAGAUUCAGAGCCUGCUGACGAAUUGGAAAGGG